Monopterus albus (swamp eel) is the source of this 3485-nucleotide messenger RNA. It is a transcript of the gene atp1a2a, whose product is annotated as ATPase Na+/K+ transporting subunit alpha 2a. NCBI's taxonomy places the organism in Eukaryota, Metazoa, Chordata, Actinopteri, Synbranchiformes, Synbranchidae. Gene Ontology annotation, cellular component: plasma membrane. The record is from RefSeq and is a predicted model, not a curated record. The transcript is spliced from 24 exons. Gene Ontology annotation, molecular function: ATP binding; ATP hydrolysis activity; P-type sodium:potassium-exchanging transporter activity. Gene Ontology annotation, biological process: intracellular potassium ion homeostasis; intracellular sodium ion homeostasis; potassium ion import across plasma membrane. Bases 67 to 3099 code for a protein of 1010 amino acids.
GUCAGCUGCGGCAGGGCCCCUAAGUGCUGUCUCACUUUAUAACCUGCCAACGCCUGGACGUCCAGCAUGGGCAGAGGGUGGGGUGCAGAGAAUGGAGCAAAGAGGACGAAGAAGGACAGGAACUUGGAUGAGCUAAAGAAGGAGGUGUCCUUGGAUGACCACAGAAUAACUCUAGAAGAUCUGGCAAAACGCUAUGGAGUGGAUCUCAGACGGGGCCUCACCAAGGCCAGAGCUGCCGAGGUUCUGGCCAGGGAUGGCUUAAAUGCUCUGACUCCUCCCCCCACCAUCCCGGAGUGGGUGAAGUUCUGUCGUCAGCUGUUCGGUGGCUUCUCCAUCCUGCUCUGGAUCGGUGCCCUCCUUUGCUUCCUGGCCUACACCAUCCAGGUGGUCACAGAGGAGGAGCCAACCAAUGACAACUUGUAUCUGGGUGUGGUGCUGGCAGCUGUGGUGAUCAUCACCGGCUGUUUCUCCUACUUCCAAGAGGCCAAGAGCUCCCGAAUCAUGGACUCCUUCAAGAAAAUGGUGCCACAGCAAGCCACAGUGAUUCGGGAGGGGGAGAAGAUGCAGAUCAAUGCUGAGCUUGUGGUGCAGGGAGAUCUGGUGGAGAUCAAAGGGGGAGACCGCAUCCCAGCUGACCUUCGAGUGACCUCCUCCAGCGGAUGCAAGGUGGACAACUCCUCUCUGACCGGAGAAUCGGAGCCUCAGACUCGCAGCCCAGAGUACACGCACGACAAUCCUCUAGAGACUCGCAACAUCUGUUUCUUUUCCACCAAUUGUGUCGAAGGUGUAGCCAGUGGUAUUGUGAUAGCCACCGGUGACCACACAGUAAUGGGGCGCAUUGCCACUCUGGCAUCUGAGCUGGAGGUCCGCCGCACGCCCAUCAGCGUUGAGAUCGAGCACUUCAUCCACAUCAUCACAGGCGUGGCCGUCUUCCUGGGCAUGAGCUUCUUCAUCCUGUCAAUCAUCCUGGGAUACACCUGGCUGGAGGCUGUCAUCUUCCUCAUUGGCAUUAUUGUGGCUAAUGUGCCUGAGGGACUGCUGGCUACUGUCACUGUGUGUCUGACUCUCACUGCCAAGCGAAUGGCCAAGAAGAACUGUCUGGUAAAGAACCUAGAGGCCGUAGAGACUCUCGGCUCUACCUCCACCAUCUGCUCUGACAAGACGGGCACGCUGACCCAGAACCGCAUGACCGUGGCCCACAUGUGGUUCGAUAACCAGAUCCACGAGGCAGACACCACCGAGGACCACAGUGGUUCGACUUUUGACAGAAGCUCUGCUACUUGGGUUGCUCUGUCUCGUGUGGCUGCCCUGUGCAACAGAGCUGAAUUCAAAGGCGAACAGGAGCACCUUCCCAUCCAGAUGAGAGAGACAGCGGGGGACGCAUCAGAGUCAGCGCUGUUGAAAUGCAUGGAGGUGUGCUGUGGGAGUGUUAAAGACAUGAGAGCCAGAAGCCCCAAAGUGGCAGAGAUCCCCUUUAACUCCACCAACAAGUACCAGCUCUCUAUCCAUGAAGUGGAGGACAGCCCCCCCGGUCAUAUUCUGGUUAUGAAGGGAGCGCCGGAAAGAAUCUUGGACAGGUGCAGUACCAUUAUGAUCCAUGGCCAGGAGUGUCCACUUGAUGAGUACUGGAGAGAAUGUUUCCAGAAUGCCUACCUGGACCUGGGGGGGCUUGGAGAGAGAGUGCUCGGCUUCUGCCACUUGAAUCUGUCCUCAUCUCAGUUCCCUCGAGGAUUCACCUUUGACUGUGAGAACACGAACUUCCCCAUCGAGCAGCUCUGCUUCCUGGGCCUCAUCUCAAUGAUUGAUCCGCCGCGUGCUGCUGUGCCUGACGCAGUGGGUAAAUGCCGCUCUGCUGGCAUCAAGGUGAUCAUGGUCACUGGUGAUCACCCUAUCACAGCCAAGGCCAUCGCUAGAGGCGUGGGCAUCAUCUCUGAGGGCACCGAGACGGUGGAAGACAUCGCUGACAGACUGAACAUCCCUCUGAGCCAAGUUGACCCCAGGGAUGCCAAGGCUUGUGUGGUGCAUGGCUCGGACCUUAAGGAAAUGAGCUCUGAGUACCUGGAUGACAUACUGAGGAACCACACUGAGAUAGUGUUUGCUCGCACCUCUCCUCAGCAGAAGCUCAUCAUUGUGGAGGGCUGCCAGAGACAGGGGGCGAUCGUGGCUGUGACGGGUGAUGGCGUGAACGACUCCCCAGCCCUUAAGAAAGCUGACAUUGGCGUUGCCAUGGGGAUCGCCGGCUCGGAUGUGUCCAAGCAAGCAGCUGACAUGAUCCUGCUGGAUGACAACUUUGCCUCCAUCGUCACUGGAGUUGAGGAGGGUCGUCUCAUCUUUGACAACUUGAAGAAGUCUAUUGCAUACACACUAACCAGUAACAUCCCAGAGAUCUCACCCUUCCUCCUCUUCAUCAUCGCUAGUGUUCCUCUUCCUCUGGGAACGGUCACCAUCCUCUGCAUCGAUCUGGGCACUGACAUGGUUCCAGCUAUCUCACUGGCUUAUGAGACAGCGGAGAGCGACAUCAUGAAACGCCAACCGAGGAACCCCAAAACAGACAACCUAGUGAAUGAGCGUCUCAUCAGCAUGGCCUAUGGACAAAUAGGUAUGAUCCAGGCUCUGGGGGGUUUUUUCACCUACUUUGUGAUUUUGGCUGAGAAUGGCUUCCUCCCAAGAACCCUGGUAGGCAUCCGCCUCAGCUGGGACAGCCGUGAAGUCAACGACCUGGAGGACAGCUAUGGGCAGGAGUGGACCUAUGAGCAGAGGAAGAUCAUUGAAUUCACCUGCCACACCGCCUUCUUCGCCAGCAUUGUUGUUGUCCAAUGGGCUGAUCUUAUCAUCUGCAAGACCAGGACGAAUUCCCUCUUUCAGCAGGGAAUGAAGAACAGGGUCCUGAUCUUCGGCUUGUUUGUGGAGACUGCUCUGGCUGCCUUCCUCUCCUACUGCCCUGGAAUGGAUGUUGCCUUGCGCAUGUACCCUCUGAAGACCCUGUGGUGGUUCUGUGCCUUCCCAUACAGUCUUCUCAUCUUCAUUUAUGAUGAGGUCCGCAAAUUCAUUCUGAGAAGGCACCGUGGAGGUUGGGUGGAGCGCGAGACAUAUUAUUAACAUUCAGAAAGUGUCACUUUGAAUUGCAUGUCUGUGAGUGUGCAUGGGUGUCUGUGUGUGUGCGUGGGUGUACUGUAUGUUUGUGCUUGUGUGUUCUUGUGCAGUCAGAAAUGUGUGUGUCUGUCAGCUGUAAUAUUGCAUGGAUCAGUUCACAAAUCUGAUUAUCAUAAAAAAAAAUACUGCUGAAAAUAGGCUUUUGAUUGUGCUUAGAGUUUUUCUUUUCUUUCCUUUUUUGUUUUGCUUUGUUUUAUCAGAAGACAUUUCCAGCAGAAUAAUGGUAAUGUACACCUUUGUGCCUUACAUGAACUAUUACAAAAGUGAUGUAUCAUGGCCUUUUUGGCUAUAAAGAAAUACCAAAUGUGAAAUGUACCAAAUAAAACCCAUCC